Meloidogyne enterolobii is the source of this 612-nucleotide messenger RNA. The record is from the annotation of a GenBank genome assembly. Lineage: Eukaryota; Metazoa; Nematoda; Chromadorea; Rhabditida; Meloidogynidae.
AUUUUCUUUUUAUUGCGUUCUACAGAACCAGGUACAAUGCAAGCAAUAAAAUGUGUCGUGGUUGGUGAUGGUGCAGUUGGUAAGACGUGUUUAUUGAUCAGCUAUACAACUAAUGCAUUUCCUGGAGAAUACAUACCAACAGUUUUUGAUAAUUAUUCAGCGAAUGUCAUGGUCGAUCAGAGGCCAAUCAACCUUGGGCUUUGGGAUACAGCUGGUCAGGAGGAUUAUGAUCGUUUAAGACCACUUAGCUACCCACAAACUGACUGCUUUAUUCUCUGUUUCAGCCUUGUCAAUCCCGCAUCUUUCGAGAACAUUCGAGCAAAAUGGCAUUCAGAAGUCUCGCACCAUAGUCCUCAUACUCCAAUCAUUUUAGUUGGAACAAAACUUGAUUUACGUGAAGAUCCAAAAACGGUUGAAAAAUUACGAGAGCGUCGACUUACACCAAUUAGCACAGUUCAAGGACAUCAAAUGGCUAAGGACAUUAAAGCUGUCAAAUAUUUGGAGUGUUCUGCCUUGACUCAAGUUGGAUUGAAGCAAGUUUUUGAUGAAGCAAUCCGUGCUGUGCUUUGUCCUCCUCCACCAAAACCUAAGAGAACAUGUGGUGUUCUUUGA